Exophiala oligosperma is the source of this 792-nucleotide messenger RNA. RefSeq lists its product as uncharacterized. The transcript has 4 exons. Lineage: Eukaryota; Fungi; Ascomycota; Eurotiomycetes; Chaetothyriales; Herpotrichiellaceae. The record is from RefSeq and is a predicted model, not a curated record. Bases 1 to 792 code for a protein of 263 amino acids.
AUGCAUUUUCCCGGGGUCGCUCUCGUUACCGGCGCAGCUUCAGGCAUCGGUCGGGCCACAGCCAAACUUUUUGCAAAAGAAGGAUGUCGUAGGAUAGCCAUUGGAGAUAUCCAGGCUCCAGCACUCAACAAAACCCGCGAGGAAAUCCAGUCGGAAUAUAAGGACGCGGAGGUCGUCGCCAUACCUACGGAUGUCACCUCGGAAUCCUCCGUCAACUCUCUUGUUCAGUCUGUGGUCAAUACCUUUGGCCGCAUCGACUAUGCCUGCAACGUGGCCGGCAUACUCCUUCCUGGAAUCACCACCGAGUACUCUUUGAGCCAAUGGGACAAACAGUUCUCGGUCAAUACACGGGGCAUGUGGCUCUGUCAGCGAGCGCAGAUCACGCAGAUGUUGAAACAAGAGCCCUUGAAAGCACCAGACAGCCAUUUUCCUGCCCGUGGAGCCAUCGCCAACGUCGCAUCGAUGGCGGGGCUGCGCGUCUAUGACAACUUGCCGGCAUAUUGUGCUAGCAAGCAUGCCAUUAUCGGAUUCACCAAGAGCGACGGCUUGCACUACGCAAAAAGUGGGAUCAGGUUGAACGCUAUUUGCCCUGGAGUGAUCAAAACGCCGAUGCUGGGAGAGGUCCCCGAAGAAGACGAUACCAACUUGGACGAAAUGGUCAGGGAGAUGGCGCUGAAGCGGACCGGCAUGCCGGAAGAAGUCGCCGAGUGUCUGGUUUGGAUCACCAGCGGACGCGCCAGUUUCGUCACGGCGACAACCCUGGCCCCGAAUGGAGGAAUGGUGGGUGGUUAG